This is a messenger RNA of Lingula anatina, 1159 nucleotides long. RefSeq lists its product as uncharacterized. The record is from RefSeq and is a predicted model, not a curated record. NCBI's taxonomy places the organism in Eukaryota, Metazoa, Brachiopoda, Lingulata, Lingulida, Lingulidae. Gene Ontology annotation, molecular function: calcium ion binding; heparin binding.
AUGUCGGAAGAUACCGUUGGCAGUUUCAGUUGUUCGUGCUUGCCUGGCUUCACUGGUGACGGCCAAACAUGUAAUGAUGUGGACGAGUGUUCCUUGGGUACUGACAACUGUGCAGAAAAUGCCACAUGUACAGACACAGUUGGCAGUUUCAGUUGUUCUUGUUUACCAUUUUUCACCGGAGAUGGUAUAACAUGUGUUGAUACUAGAACUUGCCCAGGAGGUCCACCUGGAAGUGAAUUCUGGGUAAAAUCAAGCGAUGGUACCAAAUGUUUCCAGUUCUUUAGUGACCAAUUAGAUUAUGCCGGUGCCAAGGCACAAUGUGUUACAAAUGUUACAGGAAGCACACUGGCUAUCAUACUGAGCGAAUCUCAAAAUUCUGACGUAGAGGGCCUCAUUCCAGAUGUAACAACUUCCGUCAAAAAUUGGAUUGGAUUGGAACAGUCAACCCCUGGUACUUGGGCCUGGUUGGACAGCACCUCAACUGCAGGGUACAUUAAUUGGGACGGUAACAACGGCGGGACGGCACCCUCGAAUGCUGAUAAAGCUUGCGGUGCUAUAAACAACAAACAAAUUAAAAAGUGGAAGGAGCAAACAUGUUCCGAACCAGGACAGUAUAUUUGUGAGGUGAUCCUUCCUUAAACUGGUACGAUAUCAUAUACACGUAAUCAUGUUGUAUGUGGACGCAUAUUAAUCGGACGCACUUUUUGAAUUAUAGUUUUCGUUUAAUUCUUUGUUAACCGGUGUUAUUCUAUAACGCAUACUCGUAUGUAUUGAUGUUAAAAUAAUUGGAAUAUCAAACUUAAUUGUACACUCAAGAUUUAAAACGUUCAUUCCCUUUUAGAACCUUUUUUAUUUAUUCCCAUCAUUUUUCUUUAUGUACAAUGUCACACGAAAAUAUUACAUCAUAUUUUUAAUUUUUGCUCAAAUCUUAUAUUAAUGACUAUUUUGUGCAUGUCUUAAAAUAUUGCUAAUAGUAGAAGUUGCGUACGUCAAUAAACACACUCAUAAGUAUGUAGUCUUCUGAACAGUGAGAGCCCACAUUUGUGGUUAUGUCGGAAGGUCAGUGAAUAAGCAAACAAUAAGCAAACCGACACGCCUCGACUUAUCUUUUCAAAACUCUGCAUUUCCCUAUUUAUCAGUUUGGUAUCCAGUGGAUUCA